Eucalyptus grandis is the source of this 1349-nucleotide messenger RNA. Its product is annotated as probable plastid-lipid-associated protein 10, chloroplastic. The coding region runs from base 240 to 1079 and encodes 279 amino acids. The record is from RefSeq and is a predicted model, not a curated record. NCBI's taxonomy places the organism in Eukaryota, Viridiplantae, Streptophyta, Magnoliopsida, Myrtales, Myrtaceae. The transcript is spliced from 10 exons.
UUAAUACGUGCCAAAAUUCACUUCAUCCGGUGCACCACCCACCAGAAGGAAGGGAAGGAAAGAAGAAGAGGACCGCAUCUUCCUCGGUUGAGCCGGAAGGAGGGAGGAUAAUGCCUACCGUCACUUGCCCAGUCUUGCUCGACUCAAAUGAAUGAAAUUGAAUGUGGGCUUUUCGCUGCCCAAGCGACUUCUGUUGAUGUGGUGCUGUUCGUAGUGAUUGUUCGCUGAACUGAACAGCGAUGGAAUUGGCGUUUGGACCUCCGUCAUCCUUCCCGCCUGCAAAGACGUGUACCCGCGAAACUGAUGGUUUUCCAACAAGUCACCGCGUCCCGUUCAAGCUAUAUGAUCAACGAGGAGCUCGUUCAGUUACUUGUUGCGCCACCCAGAGAGCCCAGGUGCCAGAGCUUUCGUUGGAGAAUGAGAAACACAAUCUUCUAAGAGCUGUCCAGGAAACCCAGCGAGGUCUUAUUACCAGUGCCGAUCAACGUUCUAACAUUGAAGAGGCUAUGCAGGUGAACCUCGAGUGUUACUGUUCUGGUGUGCCAAUUGAUCUGGUGAAGUUGGAUGGGACAUGGCGUCUGCAGUAUACCUCUGCUCGUGAUGUUCUCAUUCUUCUUGAGUCUGCUGCUACUCUUCCUUUCUUCCAGGUUGGGCAGAUUUUCCAAAAAUUCAAUUGCCUGGAUCAGUCAAAUGGUGGUGUUGUCUACAAUGUUGUCAAAUGGAGCAUCCCGACUUUGCUAGAGGAAGACAAUGGUGUUACUCUGCUUGUUUCCGCAAAAUUUUCAGUCCUUUCUGCUCGUAACAUUUACCUUCAGUUUGAAGAGGUAACUUUUGAAGAUAUAAACAUCAGUGGGGAGCUGCAAGCUCUAAUAGCUCCAGCUCUGCUUCCACGGUCAUUUUUCAGCUUGCAGAUCUUGCAGUUUAUUCGUACUUUUAAGGCUCAGAUCCCCUUAGGAAAUCAAGAUAGGCGAUCAGUUGGUGGAUUAUACUAUCUUUCGUAUUUAGAUAACAACAUGCUGUUGGGGCGCGCUGUUGGCGGUGGAGGAGCCUUUGUUUUCACCAGAGCUCAACCUCUUUAGUCUUGAGACUAGACUAAUGAGGACCACAUUGGAAGUUUGCCCAGAUGCCACUAUGGAGAAUAUCUGUGCAAAGCGAAACUAUCUAGAAAGUGCUACCACAUUGACAUGGUUUUAUGCAGCCGAUGGCGAAUUUCAUUUCUAUUUGAAUUUAUUUGCCGCUCAUAAAAACAGAAGAGCAGCUGGUAUGUACUUCUGACAAUACUGUAUAUUAUCCAAACUGGAUUUGCAUACACUGCAAUUUUUUCAUCAAUUUAUCUCCCUUUAGACAAA